Messenger RNA from Aegilops tauschii subsp. strangulata, 1524 nucleotides. RefSeq lists its product as uncharacterized. NCBI's taxonomy places the organism in Eukaryota, Viridiplantae, Streptophyta, Magnoliopsida, Poales, Poaceae. The record is from RefSeq and is a predicted model, not a curated record. Gene Ontology annotation, cellular component: nucleus. Gene Ontology annotation, biological process: mitotic DNA replication termination.
CUCGAUUCCCCUCCGCGUCCAGCUUUCCAUAGGAGCCAGCCGCACCGCACCGAAUCAUCCCGAUCCCCCAUCGUCUCCGCUAGCCACCCCCGCUCCCGAAUCCGGCGCACCAUCGUCGAAACCCUAACCCUAGCUCCGCACCAGCCAUGGCGCCCGCCGCCGGCGCGACCCGGGCCGUGGUCCUCCGCCUCGACGACCUGUCCCUCCCGCCGCGGUACCUCACCGCCGCGUCCCACCUCCCCGUGUCCGACCUCCUCAGCUUCCUCCCCCUCCCCUCCUCCUCCUUCUACCUCACCACCGACGGCCGCCCGCUCGCGCCCUCCGCGCCCGUCGCCUCCCUCGCGCCGUCCGGCUCCCUCGCGCUCCGCCUCCGCGCGCUCCGCGGCGGGGGCGGCGAUGGCGGGUCCACCUGCGCCGAGUCCCGCGACUGCUACCUCUCCAUGUACCUCGCGAAGAAGCCCGACAAGGCCGACCCCAACGAGGCCCGCCUCUCCCGCUUCACCUGCUGCGCGCUCUCGGGGGAGCCCCUCGCCGCGCCCGCCGUCAUGGAUCGCCUCGGCAACCUGUUCAACAAGGAGGCCCUCGUCGAGGCGCUCAUCCACAAGCGCCUGCCCAAGGCGCUCUCGCACAUCCGCGGGCUCAAGGACAUGAUCCCCAUCCACCUGCACCCCAAGCCCAACGCGGCGGACCAGGAGGUUCGUUUCCAGUGCCCGGUCACCGGGUUCGAGUUCAACGGCAAGUCCCAGUUCCUCGCGCUCCGUGGAUGCGGCCAUGUGCUGAGCGUGAAGGCUCUCAAGGAGGUGAAGUCUUCCUCGUGUUUGGUCUGCCAUAAGGAGUUUGAUGAGACGGACAAGAUGCCCAUCAAUGGUACCGAGGAGGAGGUGGAAGUGUUGAGGCAGAGGAUGGAGGAGGAGAGAGGGAAGCUGAAGGAGAAGAAGGAUAAGAAGCUGGCGAAUGGGCUCAGUGGGAGUAAGCAUGCUGCUGCUGCUGCGGUUGCAGACGCUGAGAAGUUGGAGAGUGGGAAGAAAGGGGAGGCUGCCCCAGCAAAGCGGUUUAAGGCUGCAGAUCAUGCACCGGCUCAUGCAAACAAGAAAGUGUAUGCGUCAAUUUUCACUUCUUCCAAUAAGUCUGAUUUCAGGGAGACAUACUCAUGCCGGUCACUCCCCCUAGGAAGGAAUUAAAUCGAUGUUGGGGAGAUUCCAAUGGCAUGGAGGCGAACCUCUUGUACUGAUUCAGCGAUUAGCUUCAUACCAUGGCUCGCCCAUAAGUUCUGGUAUUUUUGUUUUAGCUGUUGGUGUUAUCUAUGCUUGAUUGCUGUGUGGAGCUUUCUAGUUUUCACUCGCAGAGAAGCAAUAUGUUUUUAUAAACGAUUUGUGAAAUAUGUAAUGGCUGUAACACAUAUCAUUGAGUCCAGUCUUCUCUAGCAAUUUGUCUGAGUAAUGCUGUGGUUUUCAUUCAGAGAUAAGCAAUAUGUUUUUAUGAAUGCUUUGUGAAAUAUGUAAUGGUUGAAACAGUUGGAGCUUA